UCCAUAGGUUUCUUUAGUCUGCGGGUUGCCAGAAUUUAUGCUCAGCCCAACCAGGGGAGGAGGGGAGCCUCUGGCCCUGCGCCGCCUCCCGGAGACCCCGCGGGAGCUCUGUGCGCCGGCUGGAGGCCAUCGGUGGGGCUGCGGGCUGCUCUCACACCCCACCGGCCCGCUGCGGCUGGGGGUGGGCGCGCUGAGCCUUGCGCGGAUUGGCUACCGCCUCCGCCCCCCGCCCCGGGCGCCGCGCAGCCCCGGGGAAGUUGCUAGUUGGCGCGCGGGCUGCGGGGCCGCGGCUCCCAGAUCCGCAGCGGGUUCGCCUAGGCUGCCACAGCCCUGCACUAAGCUCCCCUGUCCUCACCUUGGCAGCUGCGGCUUGCUCCUCCCUACUACCUGUUUCCCUGGCUCUCCCGCCUCCAUCCUGAGCUCCGCAACUUCGACCUCCGAGUCUGGCCUCCCCUCCCGGCAUCCCGCCUGCCGGCGCCCUUCCUCCUUUGUUGUGCGAUGAGGGUCCGGUUUCCCAUCUGACCAAGGAACCUCUGCCGCGCGGAGCCGCGGGCAUGGAGCCGCUUAGCCACCGGGGCCUGCCGCGCCUCUCUUGGAUCGACACCCUCUACAGCAACUUCAGCUACGGUGCGGAGGACUACGACGCAGAGGGGCAUGAGGAGCAGAAGGGGCCCCCCGAGGGCUCGGAGACCAUGCCGUACAUCGACGAGUCACCCACCAUGUCGCCCCAGCUCAGCGCCCGCAGCCAAGGUGGUGGGGACAGCGUCUCGCCCACCCCACCUGAGGGAUUGGCACCUGGGCCCAUGAAACCCCUGAAGGCCACAGCCACCACCUCCCAGCCUGUGCUCACCAUCCAACAGAUUGAGACCAUCUUCUACAAGAUCCAGGACAUCUACGAGAUCCACAAGGAGUUCUACGACAACCUCUGCCCCAAGGUGCAGCAGUGGGACAGCCAGGUCACCAUGGGCCAUCUUUUCCAGAAACUGGCCAGCCAGCUUGGCGUGUACAAAGCAUUUGUGGAUAACUAUAAAGUCGCUCUGGAGACAGCCGAGAAGUGCAGCCAGUCCAACAACCAGUUCCAGAAGAUCUCUGAGGAACUCAAAGUGAAAGGGCCCAAGGACUCUAAGGACAGCCAUACAUCAGUCACCAUGGAAGCUCUGCUGUACAAGCCAAUUGACCGAGUCACCCGGAGCACCCUGGUCCUUCACGAUCUGUUGAAGCACACACCCGUGGACCACCCGGACUACCCGCUGCUUCAGGAUGCUCUCCGCAUCUCCCAGAAUUUCCUGUCUAGCAUUAACGAGGACAUUGAUCCUCGCCGGACUGCAGUCACAACCCCCAAGGGAGAGACUCGGCAGCUGGUGAAGGACGGCUUCCUGGUGGAAAUGUCUGAGAGCUCCCGGAAGCUGCGGCAUGUCUUUCUCUUCACAGAUGUUCUGCUGUGUGCCAAGCUAAAGAAGACCUCAGCAGGAAAGCAUCAGCAGUAUGACUGUAAGUGGUACAUCCCUCUGGCUGACUUAGUGUUCCCAUCCCCUGAGGAGUCAGAGGCCAGUCCCCAGGUGCACCCCUUCCCAGACCACGAGCUCGAGGACAUGAAAACGAAGAUCUCUGCCCUCAAGAGUGAGAUCCAGAAGGAGAAAGCCAACAAAGGACAGAGCCGAGCCAUUGAGCGCCUCAAAAAGAAGAUGUUUGAGAAUGAGUUCUUACUGCUGCUCAAUUCCCCAACGAUCCCUUUCCGGAUACACAAUCGGAAUGGAAAGAGUUACCUGUUUCUUCUGUCUUCUGACUAUGAGAGGUCGGAGUGGAGAGAAGCGAUUCAGAAGCUACAGAAGAAGGAUCUCCAGGCCUUUGUCCUGAGCUCUGUGGAGCUCCAGGUGCUCACGGGAUCCUGUUUCAAGCUUAGGACUGUGCACAACAUUCCUGUCACCAGCAAUAAAGAUGAUGAUGAGUCUCCAGGACUGUACGGCUUCCUUCAUGUCAUCGUCCACUCUGCCAAGGGCUUUAAACAGUCAGCCAAUCUUUACUGUACUCUGGAGGUGGAUUCCUUUGGCUAUUUUGUCAGCAAAGCCAAGACCAGGGUGUUUCGGGACACGACAGAGCCCAAGUGGGAUGAGGAGUUUGAGAUUGAGCUGGAGGGUUCACAGUCCCUGAGGAUCCUGUGUUAUGAGAAGUGCUACGACAAGACCAAGGUCAACAAAGACAACAAUGAGAUUGUGGACAAGAUCAUGGGCAAGGGGCAGAUCCAGCUGGAUCCACAGACAGUAGAAAGCAAGAACUGGCAUACGGACGUGAUUGAAAUGAAUGGGAUCAAAGUGGAAUUCUCCAUGAAAUUUACCAGCCGUGACAUGAGCCUGAAGAGGACCCCAUCCAAAAAGCAGACAGGCGUCUUUGGAGUGAAGAUCAGCGUGGUGACCAAGCGGGAGCGCUCCAAGGUGCCCUACAUCGUCCGGCAAUGCAUAGAAGAGGUGGAGAAGAGGGGCAUUGAGGAGGUUGGCAUCUACAGGAUAUCAGGGGUGGCCACGGACAUCCAGGCCCUGAAGGCUGUCUUUGAUGCCAAUAACAAGGACAUCCUACUGAUGCUGAGCGACAUGGACAUCAACGCCAUCGCUGGGACCCUCAAGCUAUACUUUCGGGAGCUGCCUGAGCCCCUCCUUACAGAUAGACUUUAUCCAGCCUUCAUGGAGGGCAUUGCCCUGUCAGACCCUGCUGCCAAGGAGAACUGCAUGAUGCACCUACUCCGCUCCCUGCCUGACCCCAACCUCAUCACCUUCCUUUUCCUGCUGGAACACUUGAAAAGGGUUGCUGAGAAGGAGCCCAUCAACAAGAUGUCACUUCACAACCUUGCCACGGUGUUUGGCCCCACGUUACUGAGACCAUCAGAAGUGGAGAGCAAAGCACAUCUCACAUCAGCUGCAGACAUCUGGUCCCAUGAUGUCAUGGCCCAGGUCCAGGUCCUCCUCUACUACCUGCAGCAUCCCCCCAUUUCCUUCGCAGAACUGAAGCGGAACACACUGUACUUCUCCACAGACGUGUAGCCUGGGGUGGGCAGCUGUGGGGGCGGCCAGGGGCCAGCCCUCCAGCCGGGCCCCGACAUAGACUUGAAAGACUGCAACAGAAACUCCCCAGCCUAGCACUCCAGAGUCCAAGGGAAGCCACCUUCCAAGAACUGGAACAUGUGCAUCUUUUGUGCCACCUUGUACAAAGCCAGCUGACCAGCCCCCGCCUCCUCACCACACCCCAGCUCCUAUCUUCUGUACCCGAGUGUGUCUGAUGCUCCGUGCUGUCCAGGAAUUGUUUUAUGUAUUAUUGUCAUUGCAGAAAAGGUAGUGGCCGAGCUGGUAUGGGCACAGACAGAUUGCUUUGUUCUUUCAUUUCUCCCAGCACUCACUUUCUGCCUGAGUCCGGUCCAAGGACUUUUACUUUGCGCUUCGUAACUACUGCCAGCUUCUCCUCUCCUGGCCCUGCUCCCAGAUUGCAGCCUCCCUGCAGUGUCUGCCCUUGCCACCUCCCAGCCUGCUGCAUGCAUGUGCAGCAUGGGCUUUUGCUCCAUCACCGCAAAGUUCUGCAGGGGCCCUGGGCAGUGCUGGCCUGUCUGACGUGCUGCCCUUGGCCUCCUUGCUCUCCACGUGUGGAAGCGCAUCUGCUUUCCUUGCUGUCUGUGCAAAUGCUGAACAAGGAGACAGACACACACUAAUCCUCAGCACAGAGCUGGAAAGCUCAUUUCUGGAAUGUUCUAUUUGAGAAUUGCCAUUUCUGGGGUUUGUCUGUUCUAUCUCCUGCCUACCAGUCGGUAUCUUCAGCUGUUUCUUCUAUUGCUGGAUUUUCUGUUCCUUUUCCCCAGUGUUCUGUUUUCUUUGAGUGUAAUGACCCACAAGUGUCCUGCCAUUAAGAGAGGUCAGGAUUGCACCUGAAGGGUAUGGUGGGCACCCAGGCUGUGAAGGAACAAGAUGAGUGGAGCGGCCAGCAGUGGCAAGUCAAGGGAAGCCAGUCUUCAGUGUAAGGACCCGCAGUGGCUAUCCUAGUGUACAUUCUCCUGGAGAGCAGCUUCUGUGGCUGAAUCAGGUGUCCAGGUGAAGACAGGCCCUGUCCUGGAACCUGGAAUCACACAUACCUCGUGGUACUUUUGCCUUAGAUUUUACACUCUCAACAGCCAAGCACUGCCACGGGGCAGCCACAAUGCCAUGCGUGCUCCAGAGCCUAGGAACAGCAGACAGAACCCAGUUGGAAUGCUUCUACCCUGGCUUCUAAAUUCAGGCCUGUGGGUAAUCCCAAGUAUACAGGAAAUUGUGGGGUAGGCUGUCUCUCGUGAAUUGAGUUCUGCUGGGGCUAUAGAGCAUCGGGUCGGCAGCUGUCAUUCCCAGCUCUGUGACCUACUGCUUGGUACUAAAAAGGAGUUUUCUUCCAAAAGCACUGUUUCCAGUCUGAGUAGGAGCUACCAGCCUGUGGCAAUCAGCAGGGAAAGACAGGUGCUCCUGUCAUAGGGGCUUGAGCUACCACAGCUACCACACAGCUUUCUGGAUCUUCUAUAUGGCAGUUCAUUCUUGGCCCUCAGGAUUGGGGAGACCAGCUCUCAUUGUGUGUGCUCAGGGCUAAGUCUAAACAAGGGUUUGCUGGCCCCCAAGCUGUUGUUUGUUAGGUGAGGUUAAGUAGGGCUCUUCUGGUCCUGUGCAUACCUAUUGCCUUUGACAGAACGGUACAGUUUGUUUAUGCAGGAGGAUGGCAUGCCAACUUCCCAGCUGCCUACUAGCAGUUUAACAAGGAGCCUUGCUGUCUCAGACAGGUGAAAGAAAAUGUCAUGCAUGUAAAGAUCACAUCUGCCACUACCUUGGCACUCAGGUGCUGGUAUGUGCAUUCUUGCUUCCAAAGGAUUGACAGUAACAAAUUCUCAAAGCUUGACUGGAGCUGGCUGCAGCUCAAAACAGUGCCUCCUGCCUCUUUAGAGCGGGGCUGCUCGGCAGCAGUGACUGCAGCCCCAGCUUGCUUAAGCAGUGUAACAGCAGGGAAGCGGGAGGAGCUGAGAACUAUUAGAAGUUCCUAUUAUUUAUAAAUUCCACCCAAAGUGGACAGAGUCAGGUGCCAGACCUGAUCUGAAGUGCACCAAGGAAGUAUCUGGUGGUUCUCCUGAGAUGGGGGCCUUGCAGCCCAGCACCCCCUCACUGCCAGCAGGGCACCAGGAGACAGGGUCCAGGAAUCCAGGUAUGCCUGUACUUGCUUGAGCAACGACUGAGGGCUGCCAGCUUUUGCUGACAAGGUAGGAUGGGACCCCCAAUAAGUGGGUAUGGAUAUAUUUUUUUUUGUCUCUGUUCUGUUUAAACUUAUGUAGAUUAUUAUAAAUUGAUGUAAACCAUGUGAGAGGGAAAUGUUAAUAAAAAAAUUGCAAAGCCUCAACAUUUGCACAAAACUCA
Molecule: messenger RNA, 5405 nt
Organism: Mus musculus (house mouse)
Lineage: Eukaryota; Metazoa; Chordata; Mammalia; Rodentia; Muridae
Gene: Abr
Product: active BCR-related gene
Exons: 22
Coding region: 555-3035 (826 amino acids)
Biological process (GO): negative regulation of inflammatory response; negative regulation of blood vessel remodeling; negative regulation of cellular extravasation
Cellular component (GO): synapse; dendritic spine; axon
Molecular function (GO): GTPase activator activity; guanyl-nucleotide exchange factor activity
Source: RefSeq, a predicted model, not a curated record